Giardia duodenalis is the source of this 2010-nucleotide messenger RNA. Its product is annotated as putative Pumilio-family RNA-binding protein. The record is from RefSeq and is a predicted model, not a curated record. Gene Ontology annotation, biological process: post-transcriptional regulation of gene expression. Gene Ontology annotation, cellular component: cytoplasm. The coding region runs from base 1 to 2010 and encodes 669 amino acids. The transcript has a single exon. Lineage: Eukaryota; Fornicata; Diplomonadida; Hexamitidae. Gene Ontology annotation, molecular function: mRNA binding.
AUGAGGCAUAUGGACGAUGCCGACAGCACAGCUUUCCGACGCAGUAUGCACCAGUCGGGCCCCAGUGAAAGUUGUAGCGUAGAGCCUAACGCACACCAUGAAGAGAGUGUGCCGGAGAGUGUUACUAGUAAUGAAUACACAGAUCUGCAAGAAGACGAGCUCUUCGAGCGGUUCAAUACGGAUAUGUUUCCUGGAGCUGACCCGACAUCCUACUCAUUUCCAGCAACACUCCAGGCUUCCUUUCUCUACCCAAAUUUACAAGCUGUAGGACAUCCCAUGGCUUAUUGUCCUCUAACCGUACCUGGCCUGUCACCACUGGGCUAUGAAGACACUGGCGAUUUACCCACAACUCCAACAUCCCCUUUCUCGACCCUAGAGCCGUGUGUCAGCGGUUCUGCUCUGCCUCCUCCAAUCGCCUACCCAGUUUUUGAGUGUUCUACAUCUGGCAAAGGCUUGUCCGUUCCACUUCCAUAUCAACAGUAUUUUCCCUCACUGCUUUUGCCUGAUUCCAAUCAUACCACUAACCAAAACCGAAACCAAGAACAAAGCCCUAUACUCAGCAGUCCAUCUAAUAGAUCAUCAGAUUGCAAGCACAAAAAUGCUUCUAUUUCUCACUCUCAGUCUUUCCAGCUGCCACAUGCAUGCCUGCAGCAGGAUUUAGCCCCACUUGAUGCACUUCCCCCGCUCCUGUCCUUCUCCUUGCCAGUCCUUCCUCCAAAAGAGAACCACAGCCACUCUAUGUAUCCACCCGUUAUUCCUCUUCGGACUCAAGCCAACAAGGCGCUGUCUUUUGGAGAGCAAAGGACCAUUCGCUUUUGUUCGAGCCCUAAUGUAAGCAUUACUAAUUUAUCUGUUCUAUCACCAUCUGGGCUAUCUUCAUAUGUGCUAGAGUUGUUAGACUCUAACGCUUCUGUUAGCAACACAGCAUUAGAAAAGCUACAGGCUACUCUUAACGCCACAGAUCUCGUUCAUUUUGAAGACUUUUAUAUUAAUUUAUAUAACAUAAUCAUUGAAAAUCUUCUAAACCUUGCAAAGUCCCCAAAAGGCUCAUUAUUGAUAGUAGAUUUUGUGAAGAAAGUUGGCAAUGAAGAUCUGUACUUUAAUCUACUGAAUGCACUAUUCAGUCGUGCUAAGCUCCUAAUGAACAACCAACACUCUAUCUGGCUACUACAGUCUCUCUUAGAUGACUUGCCAGAUGAACAAUUUUUGUACUUCUGCAGUUACAUAGAACCAGAUUGCAUGGCGUAUUGCUAUCAUCGACAAGCAAACCACGUUGUACAGAAGGUCAUAUCCAUACUCGAGAGCAAAGCGUUCGUUUCGGAAAGGCACAGGGAGACUGCCAACAGGAUUUCCGCCAUCAUCCUCAAGGAUCCAUCCGAUUUCCUGGCCCUUAGUGACCAGAUGUGUGGCUGCAGAAUUUACCAGAAGCUUUUUCCUUUACUGAUAGACGAAGGUGAGCUAAUCAACAUCCGCAGUGUUUUGCUGGAAAAAUUUGUGUUUCUAUGCAAUAACCAGUGGGCAAAUUUCUGUAUUCAGGGGCUUAUAAAAAAUAAAAGGUUAAUCCACAGCAGUAUUCGGAAGGAAGUUGUUGAGCAGCUAACUAGAAACGCUAUACUGUUCUGUACGCACAAGUUCGGCUCACACGUCAUUGAGAAGUUUCUAGAGUGUUGCACUGUCAAAGAAAGAAUAGAUUUUUCCAUGUCCUUAUUCAUGAACCCAAAUUUCCCCAAUCUCAUGGACGAUUCUUAUGGGAAUUUCAUAGUUCAGAAGAUGCUUCAUCAAAAGGAAAGUAAGACUGAUGCACGGUUAGCCACGCUUCGGGAGACGUGUGGCAGGUUGUGCAAAUAUUAUCUUAAAAGGCAUAACUUCAAAGAACAGAGCAUCAAAAAUAUCAUGUGCUAUCUUAGCAAGUCCCUGAAGGGGCUCAAGGGUCUUGAGCCACUUUGUCCAGACAAGGUUUUAGAUAUAGCCAGGAAGCUUGAUACGAGCUCGUGGGUUUUCUGUGCAUAA